This is a messenger RNA of Psylliodes chrysocephalus, 1789 nucleotides long. Lineage: Eukaryota; Metazoa; Arthropoda; Insecta; Coleoptera; Chrysomelidae. The record is from the annotation of a GenBank genome assembly.
UCAUCUGUCACUGUCAGUCGUGUUAAUGUUUUAAUUUAACAUAACCACAGAUAUUUACCCUAUUCGUUCCUAUUCCUUUUAAAAAUAAUAAACUAAAAUGUCCUUAUACGAUGAUUAUGACGUGAAAUCUUCAGCUGCUGAUAAAGUACAAGGCUGGUCGUCUAGCAUAAAACUGCUCCAAUCUCAGCUACAAUUGAAGAAAGCUACUGUAGCACCUCCGAAACGGGAUCAACUCAGAAAAGCGGCCAGUUUGGCUCCUGUGAUAGAUCUAAAAUCUAAACGAGACGAAGACUACUUACCCUUUGCUAAGACAAAAAACGAUUCGAGACUUCCUAUUAUAAGUUCAGCUUAUAGCACUGAACACGAUUGGAAUGUUAUAGAUGAAUAUGAUCCUCUUUGGCCAAAUGAGUAUGAAAAGGUGGUGAAAGGGUUGAGAGAACAUCAUAGAGAUCGUGAUAGAGAAACGCGAGAUAUUCGUGAACCUCGUGAUAGGGAUAGAAAUGAUAAGGAGGAAAAGAGAAGGGAGAAAAAGAGAAAAAGCAGGUUUAGUGAUCCUGAGGAAAGUAUGUCUCCACCUUCUGUUCCACAGAUGAGUCAGCCUCCUGUAGCGAGUGGAUUUGCAGGUAGGUGGGCAGCAGAAGAUGAUGAAGAACCAGUCCAAAAAACAGUCCGUCCUUCUGGAGGAGCAGCUAUUGCCCCUCCUCCAAGUCUUCAAGAACCAUCUGAAUCUAUUCCAAUAUUGCCAAACAAACCACAACCUGCCAAUUCAUAUGGUGGAUCAGUAGCAGCUAAAAUUAUGGCUAGAUAUGGAUUCAAAGAAGGUCAAGGUUUGGGUAGACUGGAACAAGGCAUGUCCAGUGCUUUACAAGUAGAGAAAACUUCAAAAAGAGGUGGUAGGAUUAUACAUGAAAAGGAAAUUAUGCCACCACCCACUUUGGAUUUAUUGAAUUCUUCACUGCCAACUAUUACAGAAAUUAUGAAAAAUCCCAGCAAGGUCGUGCUCCUGAAAAAUAUGGUGGGACCAGGUGAAGUAGAUGAUGACUUAGAACCUGAAGUAAAAGAUGAAUGCAACACUAAGUACGGCCCUGUGGCUAGUGUAAUUAUUCAUGAAAUCCCACAUGAAGAUUCAGAAGAGGCUGUGAGAAUAUUCGUCGAAUUUUUGAGAAUAGAGAGCGCAAUAAAGGCCGUCGUCGAUUUGAACGGAAGAUUUUUUGGCGGUAGACAAGUCAAAGCGUCGUUUUAUGAUACUGAAAAGUUUGAUAAUUUGCAGUUGAUGGAUUAAUUUAUUAAUAUAUAUUAGAUAAAAAUGUUUUUAUUCUUUUCCUUCUUGAUGUGCUUUAAAUUGAUUGAAUUAUUUCAUUUUUCCUGUUGAAAAUAUGUUUUAAAUUUGGGAAAAUAGAACAAGUUUUUAACUUUGUAUACAUUUUUAUUUAUGGAAAUAAAAUGAAACAAAAUUAGUUUUAUUUCAACAAAAAUAAUAUAAUGGUAACAAUUUCAUAAAAUUCGGGCCAUAUAAGCUGAAAAAUUACUGAAAAAAAUUAUACCAAAUAGUGAAAUUUGUAAAAAAUAUAUAAAUAUUUAAAAGUAGGUACGUUUUUGAGUUAUUUAAAUGGUUUUCUCAUUCUAGGUAUUCACAACGAAAACAGUCAAAAAUAUUUGUUCUAGGUGGAAUUAACACUUUAAUAAGUAAAAAAAUUGAACCUUAAAAACAAACAAUCUAAGCAUUAUUUUUCUUUGUUUAGUGCUUGUAUAAAUUCUUCUAGUUUUUCUUGGAUUUGUCGUACUCUCU